GAGGAGGAGGAGGAAGCGAAGGGGGAAUGGGAGCAGACGCUCCAACGUGGAAAAGCUUCCCAGCUCGCUUUCUGAUACAUUCCUGGCCAAGGCGAUGCUUCUUGCAAGAGCUGCGCUGACUUGUUGCAAGGAUCUGUCUUUGAGGGGGGGGAAGGCACGCGCGCAGCCAAUCCAGGCUGGAUCCAUCGCUCGCUCGCUCUCCCCCACCCGCCUUCCCUUUCUUUGCUCCAGCGUGGAUCUAUUCGGUCGAUUGAGCUGCAUUCGGAUCCACUCUCUUUUUUCCUGAAGGGGAUCGGGCCGUUUGAUGGGGACUCUCGGCAGCCUGGCGUUUGGGGGGCGGCCUCGGAGGGAUUUUGGGGGGGACUGAGGGAGCGGGCGCGGGGGGUGCCGUGCGAUCAUGCAGCGGGCCAGCGUGAUGGGGAUGCCCUGCCCGGAACCCAGUGGAUCUUAUUCCCAGCAGUUCAAAGCCAUGAGGUUUUCGUACCACAUCGAGGCGGGAGCAGCGUCCUCUCCCCAGAUUCGAGCCGGUCCUGCUCAGCCCCCACGGCUCCUGGUCAAGAGCCUCUCCUUGGAGCCUAGUCCAGAACAUCGCUCACCAGAAGCCCCACAGCGGCUCAUCUCUGAUCCAGGACCUGACAGCAGCGAAGGAGAAGUGGCCAAACUCCGGCCACUCAAACGACCCCCUGGACCAAAACCACAAGUCCCUCCUAAACCAGCCCAUCUGCAGAGUAUCCAGCCACUGCGUCUCCCUGAAUCCAUCCCCCCACCUCCAUCGCGACCACUCCCUGCCGAUCCCCGCUUAAGCCGCAGCCCCCUGCCUAAGGAUGGAUUGGGACCAUUAUCUGCCGUCUCCUGCCUCAUUGAGAAGUUUGAGAGAGAACCUGUAAUCCUGGCUGUCGAGCAGGCCCCGUCGCCGUGCCCCAGUCCAGAUCUCCAGACCCCCGAGACAGGUCCCAUGGAGCCCUCACUAGACUGCCCGACUUCACUGGAAUCGGCAGAGCUGGCUCACAAACUCCUGGACCUCCUGGCUCUGGAGGGAGGGCCAGAGCCUGCGGGUGGUGCUGCCUGCUUGCCGUCUCACGAUGGGGGGAAGCUGGCCAACCGGGACAGUGGCAUUGACAGCAUCAGCUCCCCAUCUAACAGUGAGGAGAUCUGCUUUGGGGCUGACGAGGGCACAGGAGAGGGAGCGGGGCCACCCGUGCCUGCUGCUGUCAUCAAGCGCCGCUCAACCCGGGAUUCCGAAGUGGACAGUGACAUGGACGAUGGCAGUGGGGAUGAGGCUGAGCUGCUACCGGAGCUCCCUCCCCCACAAGCAGAAAGACAGGACUCAGAGGAGAUGACAGUUCCACAAAAGGUUUUCCGAAUUGCCAACGAGCUUCUCCAAACAGAAAAGGCUUAUGUGUCUCGCCUGUAUCUUCUGGACCAGGUCUUCUGCGCACGUCUGCUGGAGGAAGCACGCAGCCGAAACUCUUUCCCGGUGGACGUGGUGAUGGGUAUUUUUGCCAACAUCUGCUCAAUCUACUGCUUCCACCAGCAGUUCCUGCUCCCAGAAUUGGAGAAACGUAUGGAGGAAUGGGACCAGCACCCGCGCAUCGGGGAUAUCCUGCAGAAACUGGCCCCUUUCCUCAAGAUGUAUGGCGAAUAUGUAAAGAACUUUGACCGUGCCAUGGAGCUUGUCAACACCUGGAUGGAGCGCUCAGCACAGUUCAAGAGCAUCAUCCAUGAAGUGCAGAGGGAAGAGAUAUGUGGGAACCUGACCCUGCAGCACCACAUGCUGGAACCUGUCCAGAGAAUCCCUCGCUACGAGCUGCUGCUGAAGGACUAUCUUCUCAAAUUGCCUCAGGACUCGCCUGAUUGCAAGGAUGCUCAGAAAUCCCUAGAACUUAUUGCAACAGCAGCAGAGCACUCCAAUGCAGCCAUCCGCAAAAUGGAGAGGAUGCACUCGUUGCUGAAGGUGUACGAGCUGCUUGGAGGUGAGGAAGACAUAGUGAAUCCCACCAAUGAGCUCAUCAAGGAAGGGCACAUCCUGAAGCUUUCUGCCAAGAACGGUACCACACAAGACCGGUACCUGAUCCUGUUCAACGACUGGUUGCUGUACUGCGUCCCCAAGCUGCGUCUCAUAGGCCAGAAAUUCGGAGUCCGUGCUCGCAUAGACGUGGAGGGGAUGGAGCUGAAAGAGACCAGCAGCCUCAAUGUGCCCAGGACCUUCCUUGUAUCAGGGAAGCAGCGAUCCCUAGAACUUCAGGCCAGGACUGAAGAGGAGAAGCGAGACUGGAUCCAGGCAAUACAGGCAACAAUUCAGAAACAUGAGCAGACUCUGGAGACAUGCAAGCAGCUGGUCAGCGAGGAUGAAACGCCACCCAAUUCGCCUGGGUGUGAGCUGGGGCGACGGGCCCCCACGCCCAUCCGGGAAAAAGAGGUAACCCUGUGCAUGCAGUGCAAGGAGCCCUUCAAUGCUCUCACCAAGCGGAGGCACCAUUGCCGGGCCUGUGGCCAUGUUGUCUGUGGGAAAUGUUCAGAGUUCCGGGCCCGACUGGUAUAUGACAACAACCGGCCCAACCGUGUCUGCACUGACUGCUACGCAACGCUACAGGGCUCCCCCGCCAGCCCUGCCCCACAUCCCAACACACCUCAGCGCCGGAGGUCCAUUCUGGAGAAACAGGCUUCCGUGGUGGCAGAGAACAGUGUGAUCUGCAGCUUCUUGCACUACAUGGAAAAAGGAGGGAAGGCCUGGCACAAAGGCUGGUUUGUCAUCCCCGAAAACGAGCCCCUGGUGCUGUACAUCUAUGGAGCCCCACAGGAUGUCAAGGCCCAGCGCUCGAUGCCUCUGAUCGGCUUCGAAGUGAGCCUGCCUGAACCCGGCGAGCGGGUGGACCGACGCCACGCCUUCCGGAUCAGCCAGAGCCACCUGUGCUGGUAUUUCAGCCCCGAGACGGAAGAGCUGCGGCAGCGGUGGAUGGAGGUGCUGAGCAGGGCGGGUCGCGGAGAAGAAGGCAGAGGCCCGCCCUCCAUCCAAGAGGCAGAUGAGGAUACGGAGGCGGAGAGAACCUAGAGGCAGAGGGCUGGGCAGCUGGGAAUUGCAGAUUCUGCCCACUUGGGGAACUCGCUCACCAUUCUCUGACCAGUAUACUUGAACGUUCCUUUCUCCCCCUCUCUCUGGCACUUUCUUCCCCUCCUUUUAGUCCGCAUCAACGCAGCCACCCUGCCGCUCUGUGAGGGCAGCAUUCCCAGCCGCAGAGGCGAUGCACGUCACACGUCCUGACAUUUGCUCCAGGCCAGUUCCUGCUCCUAGCUGCAGCACGUAGUAAUCGGAGCACCUCCACUUUCUUCCUUUCGUCCCAUCCUCUAUGCAGGAAGAAAUGGAUCUGAGCGGGUGGAUGUCUUCCUUCCAACACGGGCUUCCCCCCUUCUUUGCAUCUUGGACCAAGAUCCGGUCUUUCAGUCCCCACUGCUUACUUACCGAACUUAGCACUUACCGAACAUACGUCCUCUGCAGUGGUUUGGGGGAAUUGGGGCAGGGUAGGGAGAGAGUUAAGACAAUUCUUUCAGUGGAACGCAAACAGGGGCGUGGGAAUUUUCCUCUCUUGAGCAUUUAUUUCCCUUGCUUGUUACCCUCCUCCCUGUAUGUGUGAGACUAGGUGGCGUUUUGUCUUGUGAUGUUUCCUCACACAAUACUGACCAUUUUUGGACCUGGAAAGGCUGGUUUGAGGCUGCCUUAGCAGAUGGAUUAUGAUGACUUGAAGUCUCUCUCUCUCACCCCACACCCCCUUGAACAAAAGAAGCAAGCUGGGACAUGAGAGCUAGCUAAAAGAAGAACGAGCCAGGGUCCUUGUCCUUGCUAUAGCAUGCAGGGUCCCUUCUUACUGAUAAGGCGGGGCCCCCUCCCAGCAAGUGGUGCCUGCCACCUGCCACCACCCAAUCUUCCUGCCUCUGCCAAGGGGUCCAAAGGCACAGCCCACACCAGAGCUCUCCUGUGCAAGCCCUGCUAAAGUGGGUGCAGCUGCACAAGGCUGUAGGUGAAGUCUUUGUAACAACUGCUCUUCCAGUUUGUGCUUGAAAUUUUACAUAUUGCAAAUAUGCUCCAAGGUGCUUUCAACAACGUGAAAGAAGGCAAUAAAAUCACAUAGAAGUCAAGAUAAAUCCAACAGUAAAAAGGGUGUGUGUGUGACAGAAAUAAGCUGCUGAAAAUUGAUCCUGUAAAAGAUACCUGGAAAAAUGUAAUCUACAGUUGAUUUUUCUAAGUGAGCAGCAAAACCUUAUGGCCUGGCGAGAGCAGCCUGUCAAAGGGUUGCCUCCUGAAAAGGGAAUGUAUCCCUAAAAACAGGUUAAAGUUAUAAAAUUUCCUUUUAAACUAUGGAAGAAAAAAAUCUUCCCCCUUUUUCUAGGGGAAAACAAAUUUGGGAGAAACUGAAUACAGUAUGUGAUAUAUAUUCCUCCCCCCGAAUCAUAGAAUUAUAAAGUUGGAAGGGACCCCAAGGGUCCUCUAGUCCAACCGCCUAAAAUGCAGGAAUCUCAAAUAAUGCAUCCAUGACAGGUGGCCAUCCAACCUCUGCUAAAAACCUCCAGUGAAGUCCGUUCCACUGUCAAACAACUCUUACAACCAGAAAGUUUUUGCUGAUGCAUAGUCGGAAUCUACUUCCUUGUAACUUGAAGCCAUUAGUUUGGGUCCAGCCCUCCAGAGCAGGAGACAGCAAGCUUGCUCCAUCUUCCAUGUGACAGCCCUUUAGAUAUUUGAAGAUGCCUAUCACUAUCUCCUCUCAGCCUCCUCCUUUCCAGGCUAAACACCCAACUCCCUCAAUUGUUCUUCAUAAGGAUUGGUUGUCCUUCUCUGCACAUGUUCCAGCUUGUCAAUACCCUAAUUAAAUUGUGGUGCCCAGAACGACACAGGAUUUCAAGUGUAGUCUGACCAAGGCAGAAUAGAGCAGAAUUAUUACUUCCCUUGAUCAGAAAGCUAUACUUCUGUUGAUGCUGCCUAGAAUAGCAUGUGCUUUUUUUUGGUGGUGCAUCAUGUUCGGCUUCUGGUCUAGUAAGACCCCUAAUUUUCAUACGUAUUGCUGGCAAGCCAGGUGUCCCCCCAUCUUAGUGCUGUUCACCUGGUUAUUCCUGCCUAAGGGAAUAGAACCUUAAAUGUGUCCCUAUUGAAAAUCAUUUUGUUAGCUUGGGCCCAGUUCUCCAAUCUGUUAUGGUCACCUUGAAUCCAGAUUUUGGCUUCAGCAUCAGUUGGGUGUCAUCUGCAAAUUAGAUGAGCAUCCCCUCAAUCCCUUCAUCCAAAUCAUUUAUAAAGAUGUUGAGCAACAACAGAACCCUGCAGCACCUUACUUGCCAUUUUUUCCCAGGGUGAUGAGGAACUAUUAGCGAGCACACUUUGGGUUCAGUCAGUCAACCAGCUACAAACCCAGCUAACCAGUUACCUCAUCCAGCCCACAUCUUACAAGCUUCUCCGCAAGAAUAUAUUUGCCAAGCUUAAAAUUAUUUUACUUUUUCAACAACAUGAUGUGCCUAAUUUACAACUUCUUUUAGCAUAUAAGAUUGUACUAUUUGGCAUCUUAAUGGAACUUAAGAGCAAUCCUGUGGAUUUUUUAAACCCACGCCGAUGAGUAGAGCCUACUCCCAGGUAAUUGGAGCUUCAAAAAUAUAAAUGCCAUGCAGUGUGGAAUCCUAUGCCUACUGAGAACUAAGCACCACUGAGUUUGGUUUGGAUAGGUUUGCAACCUUGGUUUUGUACAAACAAAAAACCCAUGCCACUGGAGGCAGGAUUUCCCCCCUAGUAUUUGCAAACCUAGUAUUCUCUGAAUUUACUAUUUUUCUGGCCUUCACAUUUUUAGGGUAGGUGGGCACCAGAAUGAGACUCCAUAAGCUGAAUCUGAACACAGGCAAGACGUUACCCAAGAGCCUGGAUGGCUACCAGUUAAUUUUGCACAAAGUUGUGGGUUUUUUUGUGGUGCCUGCCUGAUAUUGUCAGCAAAAUGCCAGCCAGGAUCUCACCCACCCCCUCCCAAUUCUUAUCCUUUCUGGGUGAAACCUAUUAAGGUAGAAAAACCAGUUGCAAAUGACCAGUUUACAAUUUUAAGCCCCAAUUUUAUGCACCCCCAAGUUGCAUUCAUUUUAGUAUUAAUGUUAAGAAUUGCCUUGCUCAAUCAAAAGAAGGUGUAUCUGCCAAUACAUUAUUCUGUCUCUUGAGUUCCUCGCCAGCAGGGUAUGACAGCAAUAGCCAUUCUCCUGUUCUUUGCACCUGCCGUUCUGAGUGAUACAUGGAAGUGCCAUUUACCUACCCUAGCCAGUGAAUAUAAAGCCAGUGAUAAAACUUUAAAAAUAAGAUGAGGCCACAGCCACCUUUGAGCAGGCAAGCCCCAUGCCAUAUAAAAUAGGGUGCUUGUGCAGCAGAUGCUCCUAGCGGAUUUUGCUGAGAAAGGGGGUCAUUACAAUGGGGAGAAAAACCUCUCUCGCACAGCCUUUUCUCUAAUGCAGUUGCUUCCCCUCUGCAAUGCACUUAAACAUGAGUUGAUGUUCCUCCGUUGUAUUCCAAUCCUUUAUUGGACUGUCACAGGAGCUUCCUACGAUCCCUCCAACAUUUCUCUCCCCCUCCCCUUCUACUAUUUCAACUUACAUGUGAGCAGGUUGGGGGGGUGUCCUAAAAAACAACACCCAACUUGGUUGCCCUGUUUUAUGAGAGGCUCCUGGUGGGGGCCGUUGGUGCCUGUCCCAAUUCUUUGUCAUCCUCUUCCCACCCCCAUCCCCAUCGUGGUGUAGAGCUAGUGCAUGUAACUUUUAUAUUAAAAAAAGUCAGUAUUAAGGGAUAUACAAAAUCUUACCAAAAUAAUAUUUUAUUGUUGCUCAUGUACAGUGGCUGGCCACUGCAGAGGAUAGGGAAGGGGGCUUCUAUUGAGAGAAGUGCCCUGUCCCACAACCAAGGAUUUGUGUAUUGUCCAUGUUACUUUCUAGUUUCAUUAUUGUAUUUGGUUUUCCAUUGUCGUCUUUUUUUUUUAAAUACAGAAUUUUGUUUUUCUGUUA
Molecule: messenger RNA, 7011 nt
Organism: Podarcis raffonei (Aeolian wall lizard)
Lineage: Eukaryota; Metazoa; Chordata; Lepidosauria; Squamata; Lacertidae
Gene: FGD1
Product: FYVE, RhoGEF and PH domain containing 1
Exons: 18
Coding region: 398-3052 (884 amino acids)
Biological process (GO): cytoskeleton organization; filopodium assembly
Cellular component (GO): cytoplasm
Molecular function (GO): guanyl-nucleotide exchange factor activity; metal ion binding
Source: RefSeq, a predicted model, not a curated record